Xylaria bambusicola is the source of this 1015-nucleotide messenger RNA. RefSeq lists its product as uncharacterized. Lineage: Eukaryota; Fungi; Ascomycota; Sordariomycetes; Xylariales; Xylariaceae. The transcript has a single exon. Bases 290 to 1015 code for a protein of 241 amino acids. The record is from RefSeq and is a predicted model, not a curated record. Gene Ontology annotation, molecular function: FMN binding.
AGAUAUUUUUUUCCUGCUUGGGAAUAGACUCAAAUGCAUUUCAUGCCGUAGUCUGUUCGAUGAGAUGAUGUGUGACUCGUCACCGGAACGCGAAAAUGAGAACUCCGCGGCGACGACAUUACUUCAAAUGCUGCUCAUGGAUUGAACAUUCUUGUAUAAAAGUUAACACAGAUCCUUUUGUCAAAUAAUAAGCUUCACACAGCGCUACACAUUUACCAACAACCCACCAAUCUACAACUCUCCCUACCAAUCUCUCCCUAAGUCCUAAGACUCAUUAGCCUUUGCAACCAUGUCGUCAAACGAGCACACAAUCAUCUCUCCCGCCAUUCUAUACUGGGGCACGCCAGUAGUUCUAAUCACAUCCGAGAACGAAGACAAAACAUGCAACAUUGCGCCCAUGUCUUCCGCAUGGUGGCUAGGACAUUCCUGCGUGCUCGGUCUCGCAGCCGAUUCCAAGACGGCACAAAACAUUCUCCGCACGAAAGAAUGUGUCCUCAAUCUAGCUAGCGACUCCAUGGGCGAGUAUAUCAACAAGCUAGCCCACACCACCGGGAUAAACCCCGUUCCCGGCUGGAGAGUCUCAGGCGGUUACACCUUCGUCAAAGAUAAAUGGGCGCGAGCCGGACUCCAUCCACAGCCCUCGAGCUUCGUCGCUCCACUUCGGAUUUCCGAAUGUCCAGUACAGAUGGAGUGCCAGGUGGUUCAGGUGAAUGAGCUUCGCAAGGACCUGCCGGAUCGUAGCGGUCUCCUAUUAGCCAUCGAAGUCCGCGUCCUGCGUAUCCAUAUCCUUAAAAAUCUCCGCGUGGAGGGAUAUCCGAAUAGAGUCGACCCGGAUAAAUGGCGGCCGCUGAUUAUGUCGUUCCGGGAGCUUUAUGGUUUGGGGGGUGGCAAGGUGUGCACAAGCGACUUGGGUGGAGGGACCGACGAGGAGUACUUUCGUGAACUCACGAAGAGCGAUGUUGUGAAGCUGCCUGGAGAUGAUGAUCAGAUUGAGGUUAUUGAGGGUAACGCAUAA